GGAGAUCAAACACUCAGUGGAGCUCAGUGAGGAAGAUGCAGACAGAGAGAUAGCAGAUGGUGUUCAGGUCUUCACCGCUCUGAAGGAGUCUGUUGAGAGAAGCCAGGCCGAGCUCAUCGACACGAUCAAAGAGAAGCAGAGAAAGACAGAGAAACAGGCUGAAGGCUUCAUCAAAGAGCUGGAACAGGAAAUCUGUGAGCUGAAGAAGAGAAGCACUGAGGUGGAGCAGCUCUCACGCUCUGAAGACCACCUCGACAUCCUCCAAAGCUUCAUUUCCCUGAACGCUGCUUUACCCACAAAGGACUGGACAGAAGUCAACGCUCAUCCACUCUAUGAGGGGACUGUGAGGAAAGCUUUGAACCAGCUGGAGGAGACGCUCAGUAAACAGAUGAAGAAGCUGUUUGAGGCCGAGCUGAAGAGAGUCCAGCAGUCUGCAGUGGAUGUGACACUUGAUCCUGAUACAGCUCAUCCCAAACUCAUCCUGUCUGAUGAUGGAAAACAAGUUAAACAUGGUGAUGUAAGGAAGAAUCUCCCAGACAAUCCAGAGAGAUUUGAUUAUUGUGUUAAUGUCUUAGCAAAGCAGAGUUUCUCUUCAGGAAGAUUUUACUACGAGGUUCAGGUUAAAGGGAAGACUGAGUGGACUUUAGGAGUGGUCAGAGAGUCGAUCAACAGGAAGGGAAUAAUCACACUGACUCCUCAGAAUGGUUACUGGACGAUAUGGUUGAGGAAUGAGAAUGAGUACACAGCUUGUGCUGACCCAUCAGUCCGUCUCUCUCUGAAGUCUCAGCCUGAGAAGGUGGGGGUGUUGGUGGAUUAUGAGGAGGGUCUGGUCUCCUUUUAUGACGUUGAUGCUGCAGCUCUUAUCUACUCCUUUACUGGCUGCUGCUUCACUGAGAAACUCUACCCAUUAUUUAACCCAUGUACUAAAGAUGGUGGUAAAAACUCUGCCCCUCUGAUCAUCUCUCCUGUCAAUCACACUGAGUAGAACAACCAGUGGAUUUUCAGCAGAAAGGUUCACUGCACUCAAUGUAAUGAAUGUACAUAUUUUUAGUGAUGUACGGUGUUUACAUCGUUAAUUUUUCAGCUUUUGAUCAAUGAGGGUUUUUCUCUUUCAUGUGUCACAUUAAUGACUACUUCAAGUCAUGGAAUUAUGACACUGAUGAAUAUAAUCUACUGUUGUGCAUUUUAUUCUAAUAACUGCAAUACCUGACUGUAAAGUCAUCAAAAACAAUGAACUCAAGAAUAUGAAGCAUCUGUUCGUUCCAUAAAUGUCUGCGUGCCAAAGUCAAAACCUUUUGUUGUUUGAAUAUAAGAAGUGUUGCAUACUAACACAAAUUACAGAAGAGCAGUUUAUGAAUAAGACAACUGCUUUUCUCUCUUUUUCCUGUUUAUCUAACAGGAGCAAAAUAAAGAUUAUAUU
Molecule: messenger RNA, 1420 nt
Organism: Anoplopoma fimbria (sablefish)
Lineage: Eukaryota; Metazoa; Chordata; Actinopteri; Perciformes; Anoplopomatidae
Product: pyrin-like
Exons: 1
Molecular function (GO): protein binding
Source: RefSeq, a predicted model, not a curated record